AUGUGUAUCAGUAUGAUAUUUUUCAUAGUAGCAAUCGACUAUCGUAAACGGAAAAUGAUUGAGGCAGAAGGAAAUGAGCGAAAGGAUGUCAAAAGCGAUUUCAUGGAAGAUAUCGACUACGCACUGGAAACGAUGCGAUACAUGUAUGACAUGCAGAGAGGCAAAGCUGCAAUUAGGGACGUUGUUGAAAAGGAGCAACUUGUAGUGGAGUACUACUGGCGGUGUCGUAUGGAUCGAUUCCAAUCGAUAAGCACCAAAGAAUGGACGGAGAACGAUGGACUUUACAUAUAUACAGCCUAUCUAGACACACGGAAGAAUUCACUUUAUCCGCGGAACAAUGCUAUACAGGUACUCGCCAUACACUUUCGAACACUACGCCAUAAGGUAUACUGUAACAUUUUCGACGAGAACCGUUAUGCUGUUGUCGAGGGUUACGUGCGGGAAAUCUGGCAACGAGGAUGGGAUCCAAGGGACCAUUUCUACAUCCCGAACCUGAUAACAUGCCCUAUACCGAGAAGAUUCGAUUCAUCCAAAAAUCUCUUUGUAUCAAUAACCCGUGAACCAUGCAGCGCGCAACGCGUCGCGGUGCGUGUGCGUAUCAGCCAAUCGAUGGCGGAGAAGGAAGCGGUCGCUAUAUGCGUCAAGGGCAUGGAUUUUCAGGAAGACGUCUCCUUGCGACUUGUAGAAUGGCUUGAAGCUCAAUAUCUACUUGGCGUUUCUACAGUAACCACAUACGUAUACACUGUCCCAAAGAACGUUCAAAAAGUGUUAGGCUACUAUGAGAAGUUAGGAAAGCUCGUACAGAUUCCUCUCACAUUACCAGGCCACUCACCGAACCUGCCUUUAGUACGCAGUCAAUACAUUGCGAGGAAUCGGCAACAAAAACGUCGUCAUGAAUUGAUACCCUACAAUGACUGCCUAUACAGGCACAUGAAUACCCAUCGCUAUAUCCUGAUCCUCGAUAUUGAUGAAUUGAUCGUUCCAACGCAGCACGAUAACUACCAUGAACUACUCCAAACUAUUGAACAAGACACACCUACUGAUCGUAUCAGCUCGUUAUCAUUCUCAAACGUUUUCAAAUUUCCCACCAAAAUGGUGAAUCAAUCAAUACCGGAUUAUAUGUAUAUGCUUCGGAACUCAUAUCGAUCACGGAAAACUAGUAAUCAUCGAGACUACGGUAAAAGUAUGACGAGUACUGCUAAUGUUGCUACCGUAUUCAAUCACUUUGCAUUGCAUCGAUUAUCGCCUAAUAUCAGCGGCACCUUUUACGUGCCACAGAGGCUUGGCGUCAAACUUCACUACAAAGCCACCUGUCCGAUUGAAGCCCGAAAGGAAUGUGACGAACUGCAAACGGAUACUGUAGUAGAUCACAGUCUUGAUCGAUUUGCCGGCGAAUUAGAACGAAGAGUAAAUCGGACAUUGAAUGAAUUAAAGUUUUUAGGAAUAUUGAAAGAGUAA
Messenger RNA from Haemonchus placei, 1458 nucleotides. The record is from the annotation of a GenBank genome assembly. NCBI's taxonomy places the organism in Eukaryota, Metazoa, Nematoda, Chromadorea, Rhabditida, Trichostrongylidae.